This is a messenger RNA of Pectinophora gossypiella (pink bollworm), 1807 nucleotides long. It is a transcript of the gene eIF3l, whose product is annotated as eukaryotic translation initiation factor 3 subunit L. Gene Ontology annotation, molecular function: protein binding; translation initiation factor activity. Lineage: Eukaryota; Metazoa; Arthropoda; Insecta; Lepidoptera; Gelechiidae. Gene Ontology annotation, cellular component: eukaryotic translation initiation factor 3 complex; cytoplasm. The transcript has 10 exons. Gene Ontology annotation, biological process: translational initiation. Bases 124 to 1752 code for a protein of 542 amino acids. The record is from RefSeq and is a predicted model, not a curated record.
AUUAUUUAAUGAGUUGUAUAGAAAACGGACUCGUCCUUUUCUGGGCUCGCUUCAUGUGAGCUUUCAAUAUUUUCUGUGCUAAAUUAAUAUUAUUUUCGUGUUAUUGAAGUAAAAUAUAGCACAAUGUAUUCUAGCGACGAUUAUAAUGAGGGUGGGUACGAGUCGUACGGAGACUAUGAGCCUCAUACUGGAGAUCCUCAAUAUGAUUUGGAAUACGACAGAUCAUACUACAAGAUGCCUGAAAUGGUUAAGAAAUUCCUCGUUUACUUUCGUAAUAUGAUCAACGAGGGUGUAACAUACGAGAUCUUGAAUCUGUAUGAGAACACAUUCCCGAAGCUCACAGACCAGUAUUUUGAGAACACUCCCUGGCCAGAUGAGAAUGAAGUGGCCCCUAUUGUGGACAAUGAUCAUGUGUUCAUGAUCUUGUACAAAGAGCUGUACUACCGCGACAUCUACGCCCGCGUGCCGGGCGGCCCGAAGCCAGAGCAGCGCUUCCACUCAUUCUACAACUACUGUGACUUGUUUAAUUACAUCCUCUCCGCUGAGACCCCGGUGCCUCUGGAGCUGCCCGACCAGUGGCUCUGGGAGCUCAUUGACGAGUUUGUCUACCAGUUCCAGUCAUUUGCCCAAUAUAGGUCGCGCACAUCCAAGUUGAGCCCGGCGGAGAUCGAGACUCUGAACACGGAGAAUAAGGCAUGGAAUGUCCUCUGCAUCCUCAAUGUGCUGCACUCGCUUGUUGACAAGUCCAACAUCAAGCGACAACUUGAGGUGUACGCGACAGGUGGUGAUCCAGACUCCGUGGCGGGAGAGUUCGGGCGGCACUCGCUGUACAAGAUGUUGGGAUACUUCUCGCUGGUGGGGCUGCUGCGCCUGCAUUCGCUGCUCGGCGACUACUAUCAGGCCAUCAAGGUCCUGGAGAACAUAGAGCUCCACAAGAAGUCGCAGUACUCCCACGUGCCGGCGUGCCAGAUAUCAACCUCCUACUACGUGGGCUUCGCGUACAUGAUGAUGCGCCGGUACGCCGACGCCAUCCGCACGCUGUCCUCUGCGCUCCUCUACAUGCAGAGGACUAAACAGCUGUUCUCGUCCCGCUCGUACCAGAACGAUCAGAUCAACAAGCAGACGGAACAGAUGUACCAUCUCCUUGCUAUGUGCUUGGUGCUGCAUCCGCAGUGUGUCGAUGAGUCUAUCCAGCAGGUGCUCCGCGAGAAGAAUUACCACGAGAAGAUGUACAAGAUGCAGUACGGCGAGCUGCAGGAGUUCGAGAGCUGCUUCACGUUCGCCUGCCCCAAGUUCCUGUCGCCCUGCCCGCCCCCCAUCGAGCCUGGCGCGAACUACGCGCGUGACGCCGUCAAGCACCAGACCCAAGUGUUUAUGGAUGAGGUCCGCCAGCAGAAGAUGCUGCCAACGAUCCGCUCGUACCUGAAGCUGUACACCACCCUCCCGCUGGCCAAGCUGGCGGCGUUCAUGUCGGCGGCGCGCGGCGGCGAGCGCGACGCGGCCCGCGAGCACGCCGCCCUGGCCAUACACCUGCUCUGCUUCAAGCACAAGAUGAAGAACGUCGUCUGGACUAAGGGGCCUAGUGGACUCGAUGGGAAGUUCCAGAGUGGAUCUGAGUUGGACUUCUACAUUGACAACGACAUGAUUCACAUCGCGGACACCAAGGUGGCGCACCGUUACGGAGACUUCUUCAUCCGCAAGCUGCUCAAAUUUGAGGAGCUCAACAGGAAACUCCACCACAUCAAGAUUUAAAUCUGUCGCAAAUUUUGUAUAAGCCCACGUAAAUAAAACCAUCAUAUAAAUAUAA